Molecule: messenger RNA, 2937 nt
Organism: Poecile atricapillus (Black-capped chickadee)
Lineage: Eukaryota; Metazoa; Chordata; Aves; Passeriformes; Paridae
Gene: GDF5
Product: growth differentiation factor 5
Exons: 2
Coding region: 568-2070 (500 amino acids)
Biological process (GO): BMP signaling pathway; SMAD protein signal transduction
Cellular component (GO): extracellular region
Molecular function (GO): cytokine activity; growth factor activity
Source: RefSeq, a predicted model, not a curated record
UUUUUUUAAAGAAAUAUAUCGCAGUUAAAUUAGUUUAGACAGCAUGACAUCAGAGAGUAAUUAAAUAGGUUUGUUGGAAUUCCGUUUCCAAUUCCAGAGUUCAGGUUUGUAAAAGAUUUCUGAGCACCUGCAGGUCUCUGUGUGUGAAAUAUUUUCACUGGAAAGGAUUCAAAACUCAAAACUUUAAAAAAACCUUUUAACACAGAGGCAGCAUUACGCCAUUCUUCCUUCUUGGAAAAAAAAAAAAAAACCCUUGGAUUUAAACAAGACUCCUUCAAGUUUUCAGUCAGUUUUACAGAAGAAAACGAGGUGGUAAACUUUCUCUUUUCAAGAACAAGUUCUUUAUAGCUGCUAACUGAAGUCAGGGGAGAUCGUAUCUGAGUACAUGAGCAUUUCCACUAUGGGACUGGAUACAAGUAUUGAACAACGAUAUUUGAAAUGUUUUAAUCUCAAACGAAAGCCAUUUUUGCUAACUUUGGUUUUUAAUUUCUUUCAUGUUUUCUUCUGCCAAACUGGAGGAACCUUUUCUGAUUUUUUCUUUAGUGGCAUUCAGAGGAAGACCAGAGGAUGAAAAUCCUGCAUUUUCUCACUUUACUGCUUUGGCAUUUGACUUGGCUGUCUCUGGAUCUAGUUCCUGGAGCGCUGAGUAAUUCUGAAGCAGGCCAGGGUAAUCCAGGAUCUAAACUAGGUUUUUUGAAAGCAGAAGGAAAGGAGAGGAAUCCCUCCACACGGGCAGGUACACUGAGGACUGCAAGCCAUGGAUACAGUGCUGGGACCUCAAAGGCCAGGACUAAAAGCAGUGCUGUUCAGGCUGGAGCUCUGCUGGCCAAGAACGAUGACUCAAAGAAGGUUCCCUCAAGAACAGCAGCCACGGAGGGCAAGGUAGGACAUCUCCCCAGCAGACCUUCUGGAGUAAGGACAGUGACUCCAAAGGUUCAAAAUCUUAGCAGCAAGGUGGCUUUGAAAAAAACUGGCACAAGCAGUACUGACACUGAUUCUUUCAAAACCAAAAAGACUAAAGAGCCUGUAACCCAGAGGGAAGCUAAGGAAACUUUCCGACAUCCCCCGAUAACGCCACAUGAAUACAUGCUCUCUUUGUACAGGACUCUCUCAGAUGCAGAAAGAAAGGGUGUUAAUGGAAGUGUAAAACUGGAGGCUGGACUUGCCAAUACAAUAACCAGCUUUAUAGACAAAGGACAAGAUGAGCGAGCACCAACUAUAAGAAAACAAAAAUAUAUUUUUGACAUCAGUGCAUUAGAAAAAGAUGGCUUGCUGGGAGCAGAGCUUCGAAUACUGAGGAAAAAACCUUCUGAUACAUGGAAGUCUCAUUCUUCUGGAAAAGCUUCCCAAGUAAAAUUAUUUAGUUGCUCUACAAACAGACAAGCCUCAACGCUCUUGGACUCUCGGACUGUCAGUAUCACUGAUACACCCAAGUGGGAAGUGUUUGACAUCUGGAAGCUUUUCAGAAACUUUAAAAACUUGGUUAAUUUGUGUUUUGAACUGGAAACUUUUGACAGGGGAAGAGCUGUUGAUCUCAGGAGUGUGGGAUUUAAUAGAACAGGAAGACAGGUCAAUGAAAAGGCUCUGUUCUUGGUGUUUGGAAGGACAAAAAAAAGAGACUUAUUCUUCAAUGAAAUCAAAGCUAGAUCCGGCCAAGAUGACAAAACUGUUUAUGAGUACUUAUUCAACCAGAGGCGGAAGAGAAGAGCUCCUCUAGCAACACGGCAAGGGAAGAGGCCCACCAAGAACCUGAAGGCAAGGUGUAGCAGAAAAGCCCUCCAUGUGAAUUUUAAGGAUAUGGGCUGGGAUGACUGGAUAAUAGCCCCUCUGGAGUAUGAGGCGUAUCACUGCGAAGGGCUCUGUGAAUUCCCCCUCCGAUCCCACCUGGAGCCCACCAACCACGCGGUUAUCCAGACAUUAAUGAACUCCAUGGAUCCCGAAUCCACCCCCCCGACUUGCUGCGUCCCAACCCGGCUGAGCCCCAUCAGCAUUCUUUUCAUUGACUCUGCAAAUAACGUGGUCUACAAGCAGUAUGAGGACAUGGUGGUGGAGUCGUGUGGUUGUAGGUAGCAGAACAGUUGCUUGUGUGAAUAUAUUAUGAAAGGUAAUAUGACACAUUGGACAUAACUUCUCCUCAAACAAGGUUAACUAGAUUUCUUACCCCUAGGGUAAGUAUGUUUACAAGGAUGUAGCAAUAAACCCACUGUUUCUGUAUUUUCCCCAUGGACAUAUUUCAGCAGCAUUUGGAUGCUGUCACACAGCUGGAUUUAAGGCCUUGUGCCGCUGGCAACACAGGACUGACUCUAACUGAAGUCCAUGACAGAGAAGAUGAUACCUCUACACCUUGAGAUCUCCUGCUUUUAGCCUCGAAGCAGUGGAUGGAGAUCAUAUCAGUGAGCUGUGGAUAUGACCUGUUUGUUCCUUGAACAUUGUUCUUGAGACUGAAUUUCUGCCUGAUUCCCUUGGGAUUUGUCCAUUCAUAAAUGUGAGAAAAGAGUCCCAGUGUUGAGAAGUGUUGUGUUCUGGUGUGCCCCCAUCUUGGUGUAAAUAGUUGCACUGUAAUAUGAUUUCUUUCUGAUUAGCUCUUGAAACUAUGCAUAUAUAAAAAGGGGUCAUUAAAUAUAAUAUGUUGGUUUAGUUUUAAGUUUUAUGUGAAGAUAGGUGAUGCAGGAACUAUUUGCUUCCAUGUAUGUUUUCCUCCAAGCUACAUAUCUUUCUUAAGUAUCCACCUUUCCAUUAUUAUGUAGCAAAAUAUAUUAGUCUGUAUAAGGUCCAAGUUGUUCUCAAACGCUCAUAGUAAAAGUGUUCAAUUAUGGCAUAAGAUGUAAUAAAUUAUUGACACAGUGCUGCAUUGUGCCUAGCUGUCCAACUCUGCAUAAUUAUAAUGCAAUUAAGAAAUUGUUUUAUGUUUUUGUACAAUAAAUACAAGUGAAAGGG